Tilletiaria anomala UBC 951 is the source of this 2927-nucleotide messenger RNA. RefSeq names its product PRMT5-domain-containing protein. The transcript has 6 exons. Gene Ontology annotation, biological process: regulation of DNA-templated transcription. The record is from RefSeq and is a predicted model, not a curated record. Gene Ontology annotation, cellular component: cytosol; nucleus. Lineage: Eukaryota; Fungi; Basidiomycota; Exobasidiomycetes; Georgefischeriales; Tilletiariaceae. The coding region runs from base 117 to 2852 and encodes 911 amino acids.
CUCAUUAAUAAUCAGGCGACGACCGCAAAGAGGCCGCUGCGCGCACCCUGGUCCGUCAUAGGCUGGAGGCACUGAGGGAAACAGUGUUGGUGAGGACGCUAAAGCUUGGAACCAUCAUGCCGAUGCCCCAGGAAGACACUCCGACAGCUAGUGGGAGCAGUACAACGCUCCCAGUCGCCUACCACGUCCCCAACGCGGCGUUAGCGUUCAACACUUAUGCAGCCGCGCGGCAAGCAGCAGCCACACAUCUGCGGAGACCAACGAUACCCCAUCCUAGCGGCCUCGAGACCCUCGAAGAGGUCUCGCAUGUCAAUGCUCUGCAUUUGGCGACGGGCCGGUCACCCACUGGCUUGGGUCGUGCCGCCCAACUUGGUGCCGAUGUCGACAAGGCUGCAGACGAGGCGCUGAGCAACCUACCGCCUUGCCAGCGAUGUUUGGCACUAGCUCGGUCAGAGGGAUACAAUAUCAUCGCCAUAGAUCUGACGAACAAGCGCUGGAAAGAACGCUGGGAACGGCUGUGCCUCGACAAUGGCUCGAUAGAUACCACAGGCGCUGGCUCAGAUGAUGGCACAGGUCUCGUGAGGAGUAGUAGCAGAGGCACAUUGGCGCCAGGUCCUACCACCGCCGCUUGGACGCUACAGGAAGCUGAAGAGUGGCGAAAAGCCCCUGCCUUCAAUCGCGCAGAGGUAAAUAUCACGCGGGUGGAAGAGAGCGAGGGCGUUGUUGCAAUUCUCAGCCAAUGGAUUGAACUGGAUGCAAUAGACGAAGGUGUCCGAUUGGAUUCAGAAAUCGCUCUACAACAAGAAGUCGCCUACGCCAGCCACAUUGGCAUUUCGCAUGUGAUCCUUCCUCCUCCCUCAAGCGAUCCAGAGCGCAGAGUGUUCCUACCGGAUUAUGCACGGGCGGUGGCAAACUGUGUCAUUGCAGCAUCCGCAGGGACGGCGCCUCCUGCCGGUCAAUGGAUCACCCUAUCUGUUCAUUUACCAGUCUCCUCGCCGUACGAAGUAGCGCGUAAGCUAGCCAAAGUGCGGAACAGCGGCGGAGCCGCUAAUACUUCCGCGUCAAUUUCGAGUCAGACGGCAGGCAGCGCUAUUCGCGUGGACGACGACUGGGCCUGGGACACGUGGAACGUAAUACAACAGGCUUGCGCAUACAGCAAUCGCGUGCAGCUCACUCUCGACCUUGCGUAUCCACUGCCUGGCCCAUCUGCGCUCUCUCGCUGGGCGUCCGAACCCGUGUCGGCACUCUUCCUGCCUUCCACCACGUUCCUCGCCAAUGCUAAAGGCUUCCCCGUCCUCUCAAAAGCAGCGCAAACACUGCUGAAAGCAAUGAUGAAGCGGCGUCCAGCUGUCAUCUUGUCCGAGGUCGAUAGUCCGCCGGUGCAACACACGAGGGGCGGCAGCAACGCGUACUUGCAGUAUAUUCGGCACUUGGAGAAGACCAUGCCGGCGGACACGCCGAUCGACAUCUUUGCCAAAGGCUAUUCUGACUGGCUUCAGGCGCCUCUGCAACCUCUCAUGGACAACCUUGAGAGUUCAACGUACGAAGUCUUCGAGCGAGACCCGAUCAAGUAUGCUCUGUAUGAGGAGGCCGUUUUCAAUGCGUUGCAAGCGCGCGUGCAAGGCGGGUACUCUUCCACAUCCAUCUGGGUCUGCGGUGCGGGAAGAGGGCCUCUUGUCGCUCGGUGUAUCGCAGCGGCCAAGCGAGCGAGAGCACGGGUGAAAAUCACUGCGCUGGAGAAGAAUGCGAAUGCGCUCGUGGUCCUUCAAGAGAAGCAGGCGCUGGAAUGGGGUGCAGAUCUCGUCACUGUUCUUUAUGGUGAUAUGCGCACGAUGGCGAUCCCAAAGGAGAAGGCGGAUAUUGUGGUCAGCGAGCUUCUCGGAAGCUUUGGCGACAACGAACUGAGUCCAGAGUGCCUCGAUGGCGCGAUGCGGUUUCUCAAGCCGUCCGGAAUCUCCAUUCCCGCGUCGUACAGCAGCUUUCUCACGCCCAUUUCUUCAGCAAAGCUGUAUGCAGAGGUUAUGGGCCAUGGAUCGAACGCAAAUACGACAGAAGCGCAGAAGCUCAAAGCGUGCGAGACGCCUUACGUGGUGCUCUUUCAGGCUGUCUCCUAUCUGGCGGGUAAAGGUGGGCGCGGCUCGUGGGACAGCGUACAAGCUUCGUGGGCGUUCCAGCAUGGACCGGCCGACGUCGCAUCGCCGGUGUGCGAUGCGCAAGGCCUGCCCCUUACGAAUGCGCACAACGUCAGGACGAGCUCGCACACCUUUCACAUCCCGCAAGCUGGGCUGUGCCAUGGCUUUGCCGGAUACUUUGAGGCCAAUCUCUAUGGAGACGUCAACAUGUCGAUCCAUCCGGACUUUUCAAGGCACAGCAAGGAUAUGCUCAGCUGGUUCCCGAUCUUCUUCCCUUUGCGGGAACCUCUCUAUUUGCCAGCAGGCUCAGAGCUGGACAUCCAUCUCUGGCGCAUGUCAUCUGCGCGCAAAGUGUGGUAUGAGUGGUAUGCCGAGGUGUACAUGCCGCUGCCACUCGCUUUUGCAAGCGGCAUGCUGCCCGCAAGUCAGACGUCAGCUACAUCGGCCGCCUCCUCUGAUACGGUCCACGGUGGGCUUCCGCACGGUCCAACAUCCUCUUCAGAAGGAGCUACCGCAGCAACUACGGCAGCGUCCUCAGAGAACGGUCAUGCCAACUUCCAAAAUGCACCCGCGACACCCUCGCUGCUGUCUGUCCACCAGACGAACAGUCGCCCACAGUCUUUUGCAGCAUCAGCAAGUGCAGAUGGCAUUGUCAGGAUCAAAACGGGAAUGUCUUCUCUGAUGAAUCCGGGUGGGCGCAGCUCUUGGAUCGGGUUGUAGGCACUGUAUACUGUGUGUCCAUAGCGGCGCCAAGCCUCUGAAUUCAUGGGAUAUCUGCGCAUGUACCUUCUUGUG